CAUUGAAAAUAACGCCUUGUGGGCGGACCAGUUGUGAAUCUAAAUAUAAACCUUGGCUACCCGCACUACUUUAAGUCAAAUUAUAUAGGAUUUGCAAGAGGAACGUGCAAGACAAAAAUGGCUUUAGUUCAUAUUCCGUAUCCGGGCGAAAGCAAGUGUCAAGGGUUAUGUGGACAGAAGAUAUACAAUCCUAGUGUUCCUGUCAGACAUGGGCUUGGGUGUAUUUAUCCGGGCAAGAUGAUUUUCAUCAGCGGAAUACCAGAUAAGGACUCGCCGAGGUUCUCUGUCAACUUCAAGAGUCAUAAGGGUGAAGUAAGGGGAAACGCUUUCCACUUUGACGUCCGCUUUGAUUACGGUGGGAGCAACGAUACAAUUGUGAGGAAUGCCCGGAAGAAAGGCCAGUGGGGUAGCGAAGAACGUUCUCUGAGUAAACCCUUCCCUUUCAAACGUAAUGAGUUCUUCGAAAUGGUCGUUCUUAUCGAGGAGUCAUGUUAUAAGGUAGCAGUAAACGACCAGCAUUUGUUGGAGUUCAACCAUCGGUUAUCUCUGGACGAAGUCGACACGCUUGUUAUCAGAGGCGAUGUCCGGAUUUGUAUGGUUAGAAUUCAAGGAUAAAAGAAUCUCAAGAUUUUACUGUACAAAGAAGUUUCUCUGACAUUAUCGUUUUCCACUGUUUUAUAUUAAAGUGAUAAUUUAAACUGCAGAGAGUAUUUGAUUUGUUUCGUAUUAUUUCAAUUCUUUGAAUUAGUGAUUGUAGCGAAUUUCUUCCAACUUAUUCUUAUAAUAUGUGAGAAUAAUUCCAGUUCAGUGGGAUGCAUCUAAACUACACAAUGAUUGUCAGUUGAAGAUUUUUUAUCUUUGUCACUGUUUAAGACAAACUUGUAUUUUUAAAACUUAUGAAAGUGUUUUCAGUAGCACCUUAUGAAAAAGCAUUAUCCUUUUAUUCAUUAUUCAAUUAAAUAUUAUCAAUA
Messenger RNA from Mercenaria mercenaria, 971 nucleotides. Its product is annotated as galectin-4-like. The record is from RefSeq and is a predicted model, not a curated record. Lineage: Eukaryota; Metazoa; Mollusca; Bivalvia; Venerida; Veneridae. The transcript has 5 exons. Gene Ontology annotation, molecular function: carbohydrate binding. The coding region runs from base 118 to 615 and encodes 165 amino acids.